Messenger RNA from Diaporthe batatas, 4208 nucleotides. RefSeq lists its product as uncharacterized. Bases 128 to 2182 code for a protein of 684 amino acids. Gene Ontology annotation, cellular component: cytosol. Gene Ontology annotation, molecular function: transketolase activity. The transcript is spliced from 5 exons. Lineage: Eukaryota; Fungi; Ascomycota; Sordariomycetes; Diaporthales; Diaporthaceae. Gene Ontology annotation, biological process: pentose-phosphate shunt. The record is from RefSeq and is a predicted model, not a curated record.
CCUCACCCCUCGUUUUGGAACUUGUUCUUUUCCUCGACAUCUUCAAACUCCCCUGCCACACCUUCCCAGCCUAUCUGUCCAUCCAUACACCAGACCAUUUUUUGUUAUCGAAAAACAGUCUGUCAAGAUGGGUUACACAAAGACCGACGAGCUCGCCAUCAACACCAUCCGGGUCCUGGCCGCUGAUGCGACCGCCCAUGCCAACUCUGGCCACCCUGGUGCGCCCAUGGGCAUGGCACCCGUGGCCCACGUUCUCUACAGCAAGUUCAUGAAGUUCAACCCAAAGAACCCAAAGUGGCUCAACCGUGACCGCUUCGUUCUCUCCAACGGCCACGGCUGCAUGCUCCAGUAUGCCCUGCUCCACCUGUACGGAUACUCCCUGUCCAUUGACGACCUGAAGGCCUUCCGUCACGUUGACAGCAUCACUCCUGGCCACCCUGAGGCCCACGACACCCCCGGUGUCGAGGUCACCACUGGUCCUCUGGGCCAGGGUAUCAGCAACGCUGUCGGUCUUGCCAUUGCCCAGGCCCACACCGCUGCCAUCUACAACAAGCCUGGCUUCGACCUGGUCAACAACUACACAUACUGCUUCCUCGGCGAUGGCUGCCUGAUGGAGGGUGUCUCGAGCGAGGCCUGCUCCCUGGCCGGCCACCUGCAGCUCGGCAACCUGAUCGCCAUCUACGAUGACAACCACAUCUCCAUCGACGGUGACACCAACCAGGCCUUCACCGAGGAUGUCAAGAAGCGAUACGAGUCCUACGGCUGGCAGGUCCUCGAGGUCGCCGACGGUGACAGCGACCUCGACAGCAUCGAGAAGGCCAUCAAGGCCGCCCAGGAGGUCAAGGACAAGCCCACCAUCAUCAAGCUCAAGACCAUCAUCGGCUUCGGCUCCAAGAACCAGGGCACCCACGGCGUCCACGGCUCCCCCCUCAAGGCCGACGACAUCAAGCAGCUCAAGGAGAAGUGGGGCUUCAACCCCGAGGAGAGCUUCGCCGUCCCCCAGGAGGUCUACGACCUGACCGGCAAGGUUGUCUCUGCCGGUGCCGCCGCCGAGGAGGAGUGGAACAAGCUGUUCGCCAGCUACGGCGAGAAGUACAAGUCCGAGCACGACGACCUCGUCCGCCGCCUCAGCGGCAAGCUGCCCGAGGGCUGGGAGAAGUCGCUGCCCGUCUACACUCCCGCCGACUCUGCCGUCGCCUCGCGAAAGCUGUCCGAGAUCGUCCUGCAGAAGAUCCACUCCGUCAUCCCCGAGCUGGUCGGUGGCUCUGCCGAUCUGACUGGCUCCAACCUGACCCGGUGGAAGGAGGCCGUCGACUUCCAGCCCCCCGCCACCGGCCUGGGCGACUACACUGGCCGUUACAUCCGAUACGGUGUGCGUGAGCACGGUAUGGGUGCCAUCCUCAACGGUCUGGCUGCCUACGGCACCAUCAUCCCCUACGGUGGUACCUUCCUGAACUUUGUCUCGUACGCCGCCGGUGCCGUCCGUCUGUCCGCCCUGUCCCAGCAGCGCGUCAUCUGGGUUGCCACCCACGACUCCAUCGGCCUUGGUGAGGACGGCCCCACCCACCAGCCCAUCGAGACCCUGGCCCACUUCCGUGCCCUGCCCAACUGCAUGGUGUGGCGCCCCGCCGACGGCAACGAGACCAGCGCCGCCUACUACGUCGCCCUCACCUCCCAGCACACCCCCAGCAUCCUGGCCCUGUCGCGUCAGAACCUGCCCCAGCUCGAGAACUCCACGAUCGAGCGGGCCUCCAAGGGCGGUUACGUCCUGCACGAGGUCGAGGGCGCCCAGGUCACCCUGGUGUCCACCGGUUCCGAGGUGUGCAUCUGCAUCGACGCCGUCAAGGAGCUGGAGAAGCAGGGCAUCAAGGCCCGUGUCGUCUCCAUCCCUUGCUUCGAGGUGUUCGACGCCCAGUCCAAGGACUACCGCCUGUCGGUCCUGCCCGACGGCAUCCCGUCCCUGUCGGUCGAGGUCAUGAGCACCAUGGGCUGGGAGAGGUAUACCCACGAGCAGUUCGGCCUGAACCGCUUCGGUGCCUCUGGCGCGUACAAGGACGUCUACGCCAAGUUCGAAUUCACGCCCGAGGGCAUUGCCAAGCGCGCCAAGGCAACCAUCGACUUCUGGAAGGACGUGCCCAACAUCCGCUCCCCCAUCAACAGGGCGUUCCAGCAGCUCAUCUAAGGAGGGGAACGUAGUCUGGCAGAAAAGGUUUACGAGGGAUGAUACAGAUAUAUCCGUAAGAGGUUUAAAUAGACGGGUGCACAUUUAGCAAGAAUUGCACCAUAGCACAAUGAAUGAAUUCCGAUGUACUUGACUGUUUUGUCCCUGAAUAACUGCAUCUUGGGGUGUGAUGAGCAAAUUACGAUUAACACUCUAGGUGUUGUAACUUUUACCAGCAUAUCCGGCAACGACAUUUUCUUCAACAAGAUGAAAAUCACCCUGGCCUCAGAUCCACAGAUGCUCUCUCUCCCUGUCUGCUGCCAUGGGUUUGUCCGUCUGUCAACUUGUCCUUUUUUCCCCUGCCUCCACAUCCGGUCAUCUGGGCGCUGUAUGCCUCAUCCUACUACUACCCCUGUAGAACCAGCGCGAAUCUCCUGGUUUUGGGUUUUGUUCCAUCGACCCCUACACAGGGUGGGACAUGAAGGCUUCUCUCUGCUCGCUCGCACCUUUCGCCGGGCGGGCGUGGUUGUCUCGCCCCGCCCCGCCCCGGCUGUCCUCCAGGCAAUCAAUCAGUUGAUCAACAAACCACAUGCCAGCACAGCACGCCCUCCCACGGCCGCCCCCCCCCCCCCCCACACCGAUAUUUUUUCUCGCCUGGCCGUGACGAUGUUGUGGUCCACGCCCUGGGCCCAAGGCCCAAGAGCCUCGUGGCAGCCGCCUGCUCUGCGCGUCGUACCUCGCUGACAGGGCAGGUCAGGUAGGUAGGGAGGUAGGUGAAUAGAGGGUCGACUUUCACGCCCGCCCUGCCCUCCUUCCCCACCCCCCCUUAACCCCCUCACCACCCCAGGGACCGACAGGCCUCAUCACCGCCGCCCCGUGGAAACCCACUCGGCCUGGAACACCCUCGCGACCUUCUCGAGCCGCGCCGCCGCGCGCCGCGCCUCGCGCAGGUCCUCUGCGCGCGGGGCGACCACGGUGCCGGUCAGCAUGGGCGGGUCGCGGGGGUCGACGCCCUCCUCCCCGGCCGCGUCGUCGUCGUCAUCAUCACCAAACCCCCCAUCACCACCCCCACCCCCGCCCCCGCCGGCAUCGUCCCCCCCGGCGGUGACCAGGCUCUCCUCGCUGCGCCGCCCGGGGGCAGCGCCCAGCGCCAGGCCCAUGGGGCACAUGUAGCUGUGCAGGACGACGGGCCCCGCGGCGGGGAGCUCGACCAUGGUGCGGAGGGGGGCGCCGCGGCCCAGGCGCUUGGCGGCGUCGUAGGAGAGGAGGGCUGUUGCUGUCAGGGAGGUGAGGGCGCGGGACUGGGUUGUUGCUGGGGAGGGGGGGUCUUCUCCUGUGGGGGUGUCGGUGUCGGAGGAGGCGGGGUUGUCGUCUUCUUCUGUUGAGGAUGGGGAGGGGGAUGUUGAGAAGGUUGUUUGGUGGUUGGUUGUGCGUUUUCUGUGGUUUUGGCUUGGGUCGUGGUGGUGGUGGUGUUGUUGUUGUUGUGAGGAGGUGGGGUGUGAGGUUGGUGUUGAGGCUGACGCUGACGCUGACGAGAUCAGGGGCGUGGUGGCCCUGUCUGUCAUGUGGAUGGCCAGCGAGGGGUGUUUGGCUGGGAGGCUCGCCAUGUUUGGUUGGGUGCCUUGGUGCCUGGCUGGCUGGCUUGCCCUUGUUGGUCCGGUCAGGAGGGAGGGGUCCCGUACUGUGGUAGGCUGAGUGACUGAUCGAUUGGGGGCCGUUUGGGUGUUUGAUGGGAUCGCAACCCUGGACGGACGGGGGAAGCUUAAAGAGGCCUCGGGUUAGAUCUGACGAUCCUGACCGGCAGAGGGAGGGAGGAAUGUAUCGAGGAUCGCCCCGGCCCGCGUGUGGGUGUUUGUGUGACUUUGACUGAGGGUACGGUAGCCAGCCAGAGCAGUCAAUCGAUGUGCGGGGUCUGCCUGUGGUGUGGUCGGCCCAACUUCUAAUUCCGCGACUGAGGACGGACUGGAAUGAGAUGUUGUAAGCGGGGAGACAGAGACCUGAUAAGUAUCGUGGAUCUCCUGGUCUCCUGGUCUCCUGGUCUCCUGGU